Molecule: messenger RNA, 694 nt
Organism: Sphaeroforma arctica JP610
Lineage: Eukaryota; Ichthyosporea; Ichthyophonida
Exons: 3
Coding region: 1-618 (205 amino acids)
Molecular function (GO): ubiquitin-protein transferase activity
Source: RefSeq, a predicted model, not a curated record
AUGCACAUUGAUCUACAAAUGCGCAUUAAUCUAUGCGCGCACACUUCAUUCCAGUACGGUACGACAAAGCCCAUAGAUCUCAAACCCAACGGCGGCGACAUUCCGGUAACCAAUGACAACCGCAAAGAAUUUGUAGCGCUGUACGUCGACUGGCUCUUGAACAAGAGUGUGGCCAAGCAAUUCGAGUCCUUCUCGCGGGGGUUCCAUCGCAUGUGCGGGGGCAAAACACUCGACCUUUGCAUACCCGAAGAGCUGGAGUUGCUGAUCUGUGGGUCGCCUGAAUUGGACUUCACGGCACUGCAGGAGAACGCAAUGUACGACGACGGCUACACGCGAGACUGUGUGGUGAUUCAGUGGUUCUGGCUGCUCGUGGAGGGCUUUGACGAGGACAAGAAGAAGCAGCUGCUGAACUUUGUAACGGGAUCGGACCGUGUGCCCAUCAACGGGUUAGCAAACAUGACAUUCAUCAUCCAGCGAAACGGGCCUGAUUCCGACCGCUUACCCACCGCCCUGACCUGUUUCUCGCGGCUGUUACUGCCGGAAUACAGUACCUACGCCAAGCUCAAAGAUCGGAUUAGUGUUGCGAUCGAGAACGGAAAGGGAUUCGGACUAGUUUAGAGCGCUUCAAAGUGGUGUUAAGAUAGGAAAUAAAAAGGUUUAGGAUGCAGAUCUUGAAAGACAGUUAAACGGAGAC